Trichoderma breve is the source of this 1446-nucleotide messenger RNA. RefSeq lists its product as uncharacterized. The transcript is spliced from 2 exons. NCBI's taxonomy places the organism in Eukaryota, Fungi, Ascomycota, Sordariomycetes, Hypocreales, Hypocreaceae. The record is from RefSeq and is a predicted model, not a curated record. The coding region runs from base 1 to 1446 and encodes 481 amino acids.
AUGUCGCAGGAGGCACAGGUCCACAAACUUCUUACGCCAAAGCAAUUAUCAGUGCUACUGGGUCUUCUGGUCAGUGGGUGGCACGGACUUUGGGAUGCAAUCUGUUAUCGAGUGAAAAGAGGAAGCAAAUUUGACGGCCCUCUUUUUGGUGUGGUUUCUGUCCUGGCAAUUACAACAAUCUUGGGAAGCCUUAUAACUCCAGUUAUUGAUACCUGGUUUGGCUUCGUGGUUAUACCAGUCGAACAAACUCAAUUACGAAUCAAUAGCCCUGCUGUUCACUCAUUCGGUCGGGGGCUUAUAAGUAGCGAUUGCACCAAAAAUGAGACUGGCUCUCCAUGCAACGUCAUAACAGCGAUGGGGAAAAGCUACCUUAUUUCUGCCAGCGAGGCUUUCAAAGUCCUACACAAUGCGUCUGCGAUCAAUGAAGUAAACUAUUUUCCAACAGACCAACCACAGGCCUUUCUAUAUCUCGGAGAUGCAGCAAGCUCCUCAAACGUCGACUUCAAAGCCAGCACAUUCGCAGUAUCUACCCAGUGUCAACCAAUAACAUAUGACUGCACUCACAUGCAUCCUAAUGACUCAAAGUUCAACUGUACACCUGCACUUACCGGCGACUUUAACACACUGUCAACCCCGGUGGGGGUAAAGCUUUUUAGCAAUUCAAGCCUCACCGAGAACUUGCCUUUCACAUAUCAGAAUCCAGUCUAUUUCGCGACCUGGGCUGUGAAAGAACAGAUUGAUUCGACGAGCUUUGUAGAUGAUCCUGGAGUUGCCUAUCAUUCUGACACGGUCGAAACAUUGUCUUGGAUCUUAAAUUGCUCUUCUACCGUCUAUGAAGCAACGUAUACUUGGGUGAACGGUACUGUAACAUCAUUCAACACUACUCUAGCCAAUAGCACUCUUGGUGGUAUCAUGUCUGGCCCAUUUGGCAGCGACCGUGUGAAUGCCGCGUUACAAUGCGCGGCCAACUUUGCCAGCGCCGGCAACAGCUCCGCCGACAUCGCGGAAACCACCUCAGCUUUUAUGUCUCACGCCGUGUUAUCGCUAUCAGUCGGGGCUAUUAGCAGCAGAAGAAAUAUUAUGGAACAGUCUCGCUCAAGGGUACUUUUGACGAGGGUGCCAAUUAUUCCAUUUUAUUUCUUAAUAACACUCAAGGCACUUUACGUUUGUGGUAUCAUAUCAUUAGCGGCAAUCAUAAUGAUAUGGUCUCAUCCUAAAGAGGUAGCUGAGUUGAGAUCUCAGUUCACUAUUGAUGGAUUGGUGGGUACGAUAUUCAGGGCAGACAAGAUUCACAUGCCUCUUUCGGAAAACUCGGAGGAGAUGGGAAAUGGUCUCCAAAAGAGUGAAGAAAGUGAAAUUAAGGUCGCUCUCUUGAAAAGAAAGGAAGAAUGGUCAUACGCCACAGUAUUGCUCAAGAGUGGUGAAGCAGUCAUCCAGUUCGUGUAG